AAUCCAAACACAACCUAAAAGUGAUCCGUUCACACCUGCACUAAACUCCUUAGUAUCUUGAACUAUACUGGAGAUGUUCACUGUUACUAAUUAACCUUCCAAACGGGGCUUCACUGUUACUAAUUAAGAGGGGAGAAAAAAGCAAAUUACCGGUAAACUUCCUGGAAUCUGCCUCUCUCAACUGUCAACUUCUCAACCGGGCGGGACGCCGCCAUAAAUAGAAUAUAGAAAAACACCAGCUGCUUCAUUUCUAAUCAAAUUAUGCCUUUUCAUCUCUGUUCUCAUCUCUUUACUUCAUGAUUCGAUGAACCCGCAAUCCCGAGCUUUCCCCAUGUCCCUCUUCCGCUACUACCGUCACCUUUUCUUCACAUUUCUAGCUCUCUCCUUCACCCCGACCCUCGCCCAAAACGGCACCGCCUCAUGCCCCCUCGACUUCGGCAUCCUCCGCAAGCUUAUCGCCGACUCCCAAUCCACCAGUAUUUCGCCCUCCCAGGAAUGCCAGUACGUCAAGCAAGGCUUGCGACUCGUCCAGUCCUAUUUCCUCCAGCGCAGUAAUUCCUUCGUCCCCCCGCUCGACUUGGCCGAGUCGUGCUGGCAAGCUUACCAGGAUUUCUUCGACGAUUUCCUACCCAACUUUGAUGUUCGAUCCUCUUGCGGCUUCAACACCAGUUGGAUUUCUGAAGGCUGCAUGAACAUCACUACCAGAUCCCAAUUCGAGGCCUUGGUUUCCAACUCCUCACUGAGUGACGUCAUUUCCAAUUGUAACCAGCCGCUUGAGAAUAAUUCCCCCUGUGCCGCUUGCACCACCAGCUUGUCCAGGCAACAGGCCUCGUACUUGACGGGGAAGUCCGUCGGGAACUUGUCGGAUUGUCAAGCGUAUCCGUUCAUUUAUGCGGCAGCGUUCGCUAAUAGGUAUGGUCCCACCGAUAGAGGCACAGUUAAGUGUUUGUUUUUGCUUGAUUUCGUUCCAAAGAAAUCGGAUCGCAAAAAGAAGAAACUUUUGAUUUUGCUCAUUUCUAUUUUGGGUGUUGGAUUGUUGAUAGUAAUUGGCUGCUGUUGGUUUUUGAGGCGAAGAUAUGAGGCUUUGAGUAGGAAAAAGAAAAGAGAUAGAAUUGCUGGGGGAGUUGAUAUGAAUUUGAGUCGUGGAUUGGAGUCCAUCAGUGGAAGUACUACUCUGGUUGAGUACAAAUUUGAUGAGAUAAAAAAGGCAACUGGGAAUUUUUCCAGGGACAACAUUAUUGGAAGAGGAGGCUAUGGAAAUGUGUAUAAAGGUGAGUUGCCAGAUGGGUCUCAAGUUGCUAUGAAAAGGUUCAAGAAUUUGUCAGUCGCUGGUGAUGCUAGUUUCAUACAUGAACUCGAGGUUAUUGCCAGCGUGAGACAUGUGAAUCUUGUUGCAUUGAGAGGCUACUGUACUGCCACUACUCCAUUUGAGGGUCACCAGAGGAUAAUUGUGUGUGAUUUGAUUAAGAAUGGGAGUUUACAUGACCACCUGUUUGGAUCUCGGAGGGAAAAGCUCAGUUGGCCUAUUAGGCAAAAGAUUGCACUGGGGACCGCCAGAGGAUUGGCUUACUUGCAUCAUGGAGCUCAACCAGGAAUCAUUCACAGGGAUAUUAAAGCCGGUAAUAUACUUUUGGAUGAAAGAUUCGAGGCCAAGGUGGCGGAUUUCGGGCUGGCAAAGUUUACCCCCGAGGGUGCAACACAUUUAAGCACUAGGGUGGCUGGAACUAUGGGAUAUGUUGCUCCUGAGUAUGCUCUGUAUGGGCAAUUGACAGAGAGAAGCGAUGUGUAUAGCUUUGGUGUUGUGCUUCUUGAGCUUUUGAGUGGAAAGAAGGCACUCGUUGUAAGUGAUCAUGAGAGCCAACCAGAUCUGGUGACUGAUUGGGCAUGGUCAUUGGUGAAGAAAGGGAGAGCUUUAGAUGUUAUUGAAGAUGGUAUGCCGGAGUUAGGCCCACAAGAAGUUUUGGAGAAGUAUGUAUUUAUUGCAGUUCUUUGUUCUCAUCCACAGUUACAUGCCAGGCCAACAAUGGAUCAGGCAGUAAAAAUGUUGGAAACAGACCAGUCAAUUCCCACUAUCCCAGAAAGGCCAAUUCCUCUGGCAGCCGAGAUGGACGAUAUUGAGAGAGUAAGCAGUUGCGGUUCAGGUAAGCUCUCUAGUCCGGCUGGCCACAAAACAUACAUAUUAGAGAAUGAUCGCCCUUCUAGCUAAAACGAGACAAGGUCUAGUUCGGACUCUGGACCAGUGGAAUUGCUGUAAAUUAUGUUGUUUGGCCGGAGGGAAUUAUUUAAGCCUUCCAGUGAUACUUCCAUGUUCCACCUGAUCCUAAGGUUUCAAAAUUUGGAGCCACACCUCCAUUGUGAAGAUAAAUAUAGAAUGAAAUUUGAUA
Messenger RNA from Hevea brasiliensis (rubber tree), 2384 nucleotides. RefSeq names its product probable LRR receptor-like serine/threonine-protein kinase RKF3. The record is from RefSeq and is a predicted model, not a curated record. Gene Ontology annotation, biological process: protein phosphorylation. The transcript has a single exon. Lineage: Eukaryota; Viridiplantae; Streptophyta; Magnoliopsida; Malpighiales; Euphorbiaceae. The coding region runs from base 305 to 2206 and encodes 633 amino acids. Gene Ontology annotation, molecular function: protein kinase activity; ATP binding.